Molecule: messenger RNA, 995 nt
Organism: Ochotona curzoniae (black-lipped pika)
Lineage: Eukaryota; Metazoa; Chordata; Mammalia; Lagomorpha; Ochotonidae
Gene: TMEM35A
Product: transmembrane protein 35A
Exons: 2
Coding region: 127-630 (167 amino acids)
Biological process (GO): positive regulation of protein localization to cell surface; chaperone-mediated protein complex assembly
Cellular component (GO): endoplasmic reticulum
Molecular function (GO): acetylcholine receptor regulator activity
Source: RefSeq, a predicted model, not a curated record
CCUUUGUCAUUCUAGCUGCCUGCUGCCUCCGCAGCGUCCCUCUAGCUGUCCCUGUGCUAGCCUACUGCAUCCUAGACUGACCGUCUGCGCAAAGCAGGAUUAGUUGGGACUUGCCUUGGUGACCCCAUGGCAUCCCCCAGAACCAUAACUAUCGUGGCCCUUUCCGUGGCCCUGGGACUCUUCUUUGUUUUCAUGGGCACUAUCAAGUUGACCCCCAGGCUCAGCAAGGAUGCCUACAGUGAGAUGAAGCGAGCUUACAAGAGCUAUGUCCGAGCCCUCCCUCUACUGAAGAAAAUGGGGAUCAAUUCCAUUCUGCUGCGAAAAAGCAUCGGUGCCCUCGAGGUGGCCUGUGGCAUCGUCAUGACCCUUGUGCCUGGGCGUCCCAAAGAUGUGGCCAACUUCUUCCUACUUUUGCUCGUGUUGGCUGUGCUCUUCUUUCAUCAGCUGGUCGGUGAUCCUCUCAAACGCUAUGCCCAUGCUCUGGUGUUUGGAAUCCUGCUCACCUGCCGCCUGCUGAUUGCUCGCAAGCCAGAAGAAAGGUCUGCUGAGAAGAAGCCCUUGCCAGUGAACACAGAGGAGCAACCUUCUUUAUACGAGAAGGCCCCUCAGGGCAAAGUGAAGGUGUCAUAGGAAUGCAGAAAUACAAAAUGUGGACCUUCCAGGCAGUUGCUUCUGUGACACCCAGGAAGAUGUCAGCCUGUGUUUUUAGUUUGGUUUAUUUAUCCUGGGGCAAGGGGGAAAAUGUAACCUGCAGGUUAAUGUCCCUAUUGGCUUGUAUACAUCUGUACACUAAAAUGACCUCCCCACAUUGACAUCCGUGCAACACCUUUGAUCACUCUGGAGCGACUAUCACAUCUUGCUGCAUGUACAUAUAUACAGCUACUACUGAAGUGUAUUUGUGAGAUGGACUCCAGCAAGCAUGUGACUGUGCAAUUAUGUGUGGGGAAAUGUGCUUAAUUAUAGUGUGCAUGGUGUGUGUGUGUGUGUGUGUGUGU